Messenger RNA from Vidua chalybeata, 927 nucleotides. RefSeq lists its product as uncharacterized. NCBI's taxonomy places the organism in Eukaryota, Metazoa, Chordata, Aves, Passeriformes, Viduidae. The transcript is spliced from 8 exons. The record is from RefSeq and is a predicted model, not a curated record. The coding region runs from base 36 to 764 and encodes 242 amino acids.
UUCAGGUUGCCAUUAUAUGUGGUCUACAACAGAAAAUGAAGCUUUUCCUAAAAAUACAGAGUUAUUGCAAGAGCCAUUUAGUCCAGGCACCAGCCGCUUUCAAGUGUCUGAAUACGGACCUGAAUCCCACUUGUGGAGUAGUAAGAUACAAAGCAGGUGAAGGAGAAGAGCAACUUCGAUCUACCACUGUAAGAGACAGAAGACCCCAGGCAAUGCUUCAGCUGACCUUGAAAAACACUGAAUCUCUCCAACAGGACAAUAUUCCAGGACUACAGAUAGAGGAAAUAAAAUUCCACUCAGUUAAGCCACAUUGUGAGUGGCAAGGCAGCCAUCAAGUCAGGUGGACUGAAGAGUGCAGCAGCUCAGAAAAUCCAAAUCAGGUCCAGCUGGUCUUUUUCAUCAAAUAUUCCCAAAUGAGAUCAAAAACUCCUUCCAAAGAUGUUGCAUUAAAAACAACCCAGAACAUUCUUGUGAUUUCACAAACUGAAAGUCUUCAAUACACAACUGUCAGAAAAAUUCCCCAUAUUGCUUCUGUGAAAGAUGCUCCAAGAAACAGCAGUGGUACAAAUAUUAUAAAUACCAAGUAUCCAAGCUACAGGCUAGUGGUUUGGAAAUCAAUUAUGAUACAGCCAUCUGAGUGCCAAAAAGAAAUUGCUGGGUUAAUUGGAGAACUAAUAAGACCAAAAGAGUGCAGUGGACUUGGAUGGGACUGGGCAACCGUGAUCAAGGUCUCAGAAUAUCAAAGGGCAGCAGUCAAAUUAUGAUGACUAGCAAGGGCCAUUAUUUAAGCUUGACCAUUAAAACAGAACAGGGAUUAAGGCCAGCUGAGUUUACAGAUAAAUUUGUAGCAAAUUAUAUUACUGUAAGCAAAGUCGGUGCUGACAUCCAACCAUGUUCAGCUGAAGACGUAGAGACUCAUCUAUGCUU